GCCUCUGUUUAUUUGUGAAGUCUGUGGCCCAAAAAAGUUUUCCAGGAAAAUAGUAGUGGUUAGUAACAGCUGGUGGCAUUUGGGUUCCCACAAAGAGCACAGCAACUUGUCGAAACCCAGUUCAGUCUCCUUCACUGCUACUAGUGCUCUUCCAUGGCUUCUCUUCUCUGUCCAUCCGCUGCCAUAUCUGUACAAAACAAGGUGAAUCCCCUCAGAGCCAGACCUAUAUGUACAAACUCAAUAUCCCAGUUUUAUCAGUCUACUGUUGGUAUUGAUAAGUAUCAUGAGCUUUCAUUCAAGACAAAAGCCAAGCUGUCUGUUGAAGCAGAUGUAGUUGAGAAAGAAGCAAACCAAGUCAAUGAGAAGAUAGAUUAUGGAGUUGUUAGUGUUCACCAUGUUGGGGUGCUAUGUGAAAACCUUGAAAGAUCACUUGAAUUUUAUCAAGGCAUAUUAGGUCUUGAAAUAAAUGAGGCAAGGCCACAUGAUAAGCUUCCUUAUAGGGGUGCUUGGUUGUGGGUGGGUUCUGAAAUGAUCCACUUAAUGGAGCUUCCAAAUCCUGACCCCUUAACAGGACGACCUCAACAUGGCGGCCGUGACCGACAUACUUGCAUUGCUAUCCGCGAUGUGUCUAAGUUGAAAGCAAUCCUUGAUAAAGCUGGAAUUCCCUACACUCUUAGCCGGUCCGGGAGGCCUGCAAUCUUUACACGAGAUCCAGAUGCAAAUGCUUUAGAGUUCACUCAAGUGGAUGACUGAUAUAUUUAUCCAUUGGGUACAAGUUUUUAAUACCCUUGUUGUUUCUACUUCACAAACACCAAAUGACUGUAGAAAUUGCAAAUGUUAGAAUGUGCAGGAACAUGGAUUUAAGCACUGAUAUCAUAUAUAGGAUCACAGAUUACACGAAGCCAACUGUGCUUGCUGUUACGUUUUUGUGAGCAAAUUUUCAAAUGAUGAUGAGGAUUGGACAAACAAUUCGCCUCUCAUUCCUUUUUAAUCCUCUAUGUAUAAAGGGAGAAUUAUUAUCAA
Manihot esculenta (cassava) is the source of this 1023-nucleotide messenger RNA. RefSeq lists its product as uncharacterized. The coding region runs from base 154 to 753 and encodes 199 amino acids. The transcript has 5 exons. The record is from RefSeq and is a predicted model, not a curated record. Lineage: Eukaryota; Viridiplantae; Streptophyta; Magnoliopsida; Malpighiales; Euphorbiaceae.